UUAGAUUGUCUAAUAUGUCUGAGAAAAUACAAGAUGAAGAAAUUGCAUAUACAAUUAAUGCAGGUGCGAAUUCUGAAAACAAAAGAUAUUUGGAAGGAGGUCCUUACGGAGACGGUCCGAGUAAUACCCAACAAACCCACCGAGACGGCGUCGUUAUUAUAUUGAAAGGCAACCAGGAUUCCGCGGCUACUUCGGAAUGCAGCGAAGACGAUUUAUACGGUUCCUCGAAUUACCAUUUUCAAAAAUUAAAAAUACUAAGACACAAAGUUGAAUCGACGCACCCUUUUAAUUUUUCUUUCAAAAAACUCGAAUCGGAAUCGAAAAGUAACAUCUUAGAUUUAGAAUACAAUCCUCCGAAGAAAAAAUCUUGUAUCAGAGUGAAGACGCCUAAACUAGAAUCGGAAUGUCAUAUACCUUAUCAUACUCAAAUUAGUAUACACGAGAAUUUGUUCAAAAAUACGGUUGAACAAACGGAAAGUGAAUUAAAAUCGAUCGGGGAUAAACAGAUGGUUAGCAAAGAGGUGCAAUGCUACGAAAACGAGCUGGAAACGACGAAAAAACUCGAAGAUAACACGUUAAACAUCAACUUAUUUCCUAAUGUGAUUAUUAAUUAUGAUCGUUCGGCGCAAAUGCGAACUUUGAGCAGUGAUACGAAUAGCUCGAAAUCGAAUAAUAAUAUUAUUUUACCUAAUUACGUACAAGAUAAUUCCUGCGAUAAUUGCAGUCCGGUAACUAGUACAACGAUUAUUGAAAACGGAAAAAACUCGAAAUACAAACCGAUGUUUCAGUAUAUAACUUAUAGGAAGGAUCCUUGCAGGGCUAAAUCGACACCGAUCAAAGUGAAAAAUAUGAUACCUUUUGGACCGGUCGUGUUACAAAAUUCUGAAAAAACCCAAAGAGUCGAUAGUAUUUUUUAUCUAUUCGAUUCGACUUCUGCUUCGGAAGAUGAUAAAUAUGAUAAGGAAAUUUUUUGCGAAGAAACCGAACGUUCGGAGGGACGUCCUGUAAUUUUAAAGGGGGAUGAUAGUGUUUGCUACAGGUUUUGUUGGUAUUUCAAAAGAUUUUUCGGUUUUUUCCGUAAAACUAUACGUAAACAAAAAGUUAUUCUCAACGAAAUAAUCUGAUAUAACUUUUAUAUUACAUUAAAUAUAGUUAUUUAAGUUUUAAUAAAA
Molecule: messenger RNA, 1172 nt
Organism: Diorhabda carinulata
Lineage: Eukaryota; Metazoa; Arthropoda; Insecta; Coleoptera; Chrysomelidae
Exons: 2
Coding region: 15-1124 (369 amino acids)
Source: RefSeq, a predicted model, not a curated record